Molecule: messenger RNA, 1823 nt
Organism: Mangifera indica (mango)
Lineage: Eukaryota; Viridiplantae; Streptophyta; Magnoliopsida; Sapindales; Anacardiaceae
Product: rop guanine nucleotide exchange factor 12-like
Exons: 6
Coding region: 294-1823 (509 amino acids)
Molecular function (GO): guanyl-nucleotide exchange factor activity
Source: RefSeq, a predicted model, not a curated record
CACAAACAGUAAGUUUGCUCUCUCUCAAGUCUCAACCACCCCAUUUCUCUGAACAUGGACUCCACUUUCUUCCAACUCUCUUAAACAAAACAUUAAUCAAAUUGAUUUUCUCCGUCUGUGAUUCCAUUCCAUGCUAUUCUUAGCAGGAGGGUCUUGACGUUAUUUUCUUUCUUUCUUUCCUGGAAGAUUGUUAUCAUUCUUUCCUAGAGCCUUGAACUGGUGAGAGGUUUUGUUUUACAGGGUUUUCUCUCCUCCCCCCUGUUCACUGUACAUAAACUGUGUGUUGGAUAUACAUGGUUCGAGCGUUGGGACAAGAACAGGAAAAUUAUGGGUCAUUGUUUCGCUUCAAAAGGUUCCAUUCUAGGAGUUUGAGCAGUGAGACUGGCAGUAGAGAAAGUGAACCUGCUAUGGAAGAUGGGAGUUUGUUUAGGAUUGCUUUAAAAGCUCGACAAGAUCAACCUUCAUCUGAAAAGCCACGGCUUGGCAGGGGUACUACUCGAUCCGAUAGGGGGAAGUCUCGCCAUUCCAGGGAAGACUCUAUGGAUGCUUCUCAGUAUAUUGAAAAACUCCAACACGAUAUGGAGCAAAUGAAGGAAAGAUUUGCUAAAUUGCUUCUGGGGGAGGAUAUGUCUGGUGGAGGAAAGGGUGUUUCAUCAGCUUUAGCAUUGUCGAAUGCCAUUACGAACCUUGCAGCUUCUGCAUUCAGUGAGCAAAACCGUUUGGAGCCCAUGGCAGCUGAAACAAAAGCUAGGUGGAGGAAAGAAAUCGAUUGGCUCUUAUCGGUGACUGAUCACAUAGUUGAAUUUGUUGCUUCUCGACAGAAAUCUAACGAUGGCAGCAGUAUGGAGAUCAUGGUGACACGACAAAGAAAUGAUCUUCACAUGAACAUCCCUGCAUUGCGCAAGCUUGAUGCAAUGCUUCUUGAUUGUUUAGACAAUUUCAAGGACAAAAAUGAGUUCUAUUAUCUAUCAAAGGACGCUCCAGAUGGCGCCAAAAGGAAUGGUGAUAAGUGGUGGCUGCCUACGGUUAAAGUUCCUGAAGGAGGCCUAUCCGAAGUGGCAAGAAAAUUUCUGCAAUUUCAAAAAGAUUGUGUAAACCAAGUGCUCAAGGCUGCCAUGGCCAUAAAUUCUCAAGUUCUAUCAGAAAUGGAGAUCCCUGAGAAUUACAUUGAAUCGUUGCCUAAGAAUGGGAGGGCAAGUCUUGGAGACUCAAUCUAUCGAAGUAUUACGGUUGAAUAUUUUAAUCCUGACCAAUUCCUCUCCACAAUGGACUUAUCAUCAGAACACAAAAUCCUGGGCCUCAAGAACAGAAUGGAGGCUUCCAUAGUGAUUUGGAAGAGAAAGAUGGUCCAAAAAGAUGGAAAAUCAGGUUGGGGUUCAGGUGUGAGCAUGGAGAAGAGAGAACUCUUUGAAGAGAGAGCAGAGACAAUCUUAAUCAUCCUCAAACAAAGAUUCCCUGGAAUUCCUCAAUCUUCACUAGAUGUUAGCAAAAUUCAAUACAACAAGGAUGUUGGGCAGGCAGUCCUGGAAAGUUAUUCCAGAAUACUUGAAACUUUGGCCUAUACAGUCUUGUCUCGAAUCGAAGAUGUACUCUAUGCCGAUUAUGUCAGUAAAAAUCCAUCUGAAGCAAAUGAUACAAGAAAUCCUUUAAUAGAUAAUGAAAUGACAGGAACAGAAUGUUUACUGGAACACAGCGCUUCAAAUGUAAAGAUACAGACACUGUUAGAUUUUAUGGGUUGGGAUGCAGAGCAAGGCGAUUAUGAAGAAAAGAUGAACCCAGAAGAUCAAUACGAUGAACCUGCAAAAGAAGGUGAAAGCAAAUAG